AUGCGCAUUUCAUUUGAAACACUUACGGCGGCUCUAGCCUGUCUAUCGACUGGCAAUGCCUUACAGAUUCCCCCAGACACGCCGCUCUCCGAAUUGAUCACCUCUGCCAAAUCACAUCUCGCCAAGGGCUCACCCCGUGAUGCCUUGGUAUACUUUGAUGAAGCUAUCGUGCGCGAUCCGACAAACUAUAUUACAAUCUUUCAGCGGGGUGCGGCUUACCUAUCUAUUGGGAAGAACCCACAGGCAUCUGAGGACUUCAAUCGCGUGUUGGAACUCAAGCCCGAUUUUGAGGGUGCCCUGCUGCAACGAUCCCGCCUAAGGGCACGAAAUGCUCACUGGAAAGAGGCUCUUCAGGAUCUUGAGCGUGCGGGGAAGAAAUCAUCGGCUGAGUACACGGAACUCGAAGAGGCGCGAGAUGCGGCAGGAUUGGCUGUGACUGCCGAGCAUAAGGGGGACUGGGAGGCCUGUAUCAUGCAGGCUGGAGUGGCGAUUUUGAAAGCAAAUACAGACCUGACCCUUCGACAGACCCGGGCACACUGUCGUUUCGAGAGAGGUGAGGUGGAAGAAGGCGUCAGUGACCUCGCACAUGUCCUGCAAAUCUCCCCUACCUUGGUAGAGCCUCAUUUGCAGAUGUCCGCCAUGCUGUUCUACGCACUUGGGGACAGCGAUCGAGGAUUAACUCAGAUUCGCCGAUGCCUUCACACAGAUCCUGACUCGAAGCCGUGCAAUCGUCUCUAUCGGCGAGAGAAACAAUUAUCAAAAUUACUUGGAAAGGUUCAUAGCGCGUUAGAGGCACACAAGUGGAGUAACGUUGUUAACCUCUUGGUCGGGAGUGGCGAUGAAACUGGCUUGGUUGAAGACAUAAAAAGAGACGUUGCGGAGGCGAGGGAGGCCGGUCAUAUUCAUCAAGCCGCCUCAAAUAAUCUUUAUAUUUUCCUUGUUGAGAAAACUUGUGAGGCUUACCGUGCGAUGAAUAUGGCUAAAAAGGCUGGUCCUUAUUGCACCGAAUCCCUACAGUUGGUUCCAUCCUCUCUUCAUGGUCUAUUAUACCAAGCCCAAUCUGCGCUGGAUGAGGAUCAGUUUGAGGACGCAGUGCGAACGCUCAACAUGGCUAAGGAACAUCACCCUCACUCCCAAGACAUUCAUUCUCUUCUGCAGAAAGCGCAUGCUCUUCUGAAGCGCUCCAAGCAGAAGGACUAUUACAAGGUUUUGGGUGUGAGUCGCGAUGCAGAUGAGCGAACCAUCAAACGGGCUUAUCGUCAGUUAACUAAGGUCAACCAUCCAGACAAGGCUGCCUCGCAGGGUAUCUCUAAGGAGGUAGCAGAGAAGAAGAUGGCAUCUAUCAACGAGGCCUAUGAGGUUCUAUCUGAUUCUGAACUUCGAACUCGGUAUGACAACGGGGACGAUCCAAACGAUCCCGAAUCCCAGCGAGGCCAUCCCUUCCAACAGCAAGGCAACCCCUUCGGUCAAGGUGGUCAACAACAGUUCUUCUUCCAGCAGGGUGGAUCGCAGUUCAAGUUCUCUGGUGGUUUCCCAUUCCGGUGA
Messenger RNA from Penicillium odoratum, 1545 nucleotides. RefSeq names its product DnaJ and TPR domain protein. Lineage: Eukaryota; Fungi; Ascomycota; Eurotiomycetes; Eurotiales; Aspergillaceae. The coding region runs from base 1 to 1545 and encodes 514 amino acids. Gene Ontology annotation, molecular function: misfolded protein binding; protein-folding chaperone binding. Gene Ontology annotation, biological process: protein folding in endoplasmic reticulum. The record is from RefSeq and is a predicted model, not a curated record. Gene Ontology annotation, cellular component: endoplasmic reticulum. The transcript is spliced from 2 exons.